Molecule: messenger RNA, 6293 nt
Organism: Tachysurus vachellii
Lineage: Eukaryota; Metazoa; Chordata; Actinopteri; Siluriformes; Bagridae
Gene: syt11a
Product: synaptotagmin XIa
Exons: 4
Coding region: 196-1479 (427 amino acids)
Biological process (GO): regulation of calcium ion-dependent exocytosis; regulation of dopamine secretion; calcium-ion regulated exocytosis
Cellular component (GO): axon; synapse; membrane
Molecular function (GO): calcium ion binding; calcium-dependent phospholipid binding; SNARE binding
Source: RefSeq, a predicted model, not a curated record
UUGGGGGAAAAGGAGCGCUCGUGCUCGGUCAGGCUCAUGCACCAUCUAUAGAUAAACAUAUAAUAUAUAUAUAUGUAUAUAAAUAUAUAAACAUCUAUAUAUCCAUGGACGUGAACUAGGGAGCGGAGUUAUUUUUAUUUUUUAUUUCUUUUUUCUUUAUUUGUUUUGGAUAUUUGCUGAACGCAGUGAUUUAUCAUGGCUGAGAUGGAGAGUCUGAGCCCUACAUAUGAGGUGUCCCCAGUAUUGGCGGGAUUUCUUGGUGCAGGGGUUUUGGUCGUCACGGUGACGGUGGCCAUCUUCCUAUGGACUUGCUGUCAGCGUCAGUAUCGCAGGAUGACGUUUAAGUUGAGCAACGGCCCGUUUGAUUCGCCCACUGACCCGCCGUUAAAGUUCAUCCACAUGCUUAAGGGCAUCAGCAUCUACCCUGAAACCCUCAGCAACGCCAACAAGAUCAUAAGAGUAGGCCGGAGGUCAUCGUCAUGGCAACGGAAUCACGACUCUGACAUUGAGGGUCAUGCGCAUUUGCAGAUGAACCACCUGGUACCACCAAAGCUGGAGCGAGCGCUGCCAAUCCGGGCAAAUUACUGCUGCUCUGAAAGCAGCGGCUGCGACUCGGCAAGUAAGACCCCGACUCCGUUCAUCCUCGAGUCGCCCUCGUUAGGCACCCUAGACCUCGCCAUUGACUACAACUUUCCCAAAAAGGCAUUGGUGGUGACAAUUGUAGGUGCGCGAGGUCUCCCGGCUGUUAACGAGCAGACGGGAAGCUCAGAUCCAUACGUGAAGAUGAGCAUCCUGCCUGAGAAGAAACACCAUGUAAAGACCCGUGUGAUGAGGAAGACCCUGGAGCCGUCGUUUGACGAGACGUUCACCUUCUACGGUGUUUCCUUCAGCGCACUGGCUGACCUUACACUGCACUUCCUGGUGCUGAGCUUCGACCGAUUUGCCCGCGAUGACGUGAUCGGAGAGGCGUUGGUGUCGCUGUCGGGUGUCGAGCUUAGCGCAGGGAAAGUACACAUCAGCCAGCAGAUCACCAAGAGGAACGUACAGUGUGGGAGACGUGGUGAGCUGCUGGUGUCUCUGUCCUACCAUCCUGCCACACACAGACUGAACGUGGUGGUGCUCAAAGCCAAACAUCUUCCUACCAUGGACAUCACCAGCCUGCCAGGCAACCCGUACGUGAAGGUCAACGUGUUUUACGGCCGCAGACGCAUCGCCAAAAAGAAGACUCACGUGAAGAAGUGCACGCUGGAGCCGGUCUUUAACGAGUCAUUUGUGUACGACGUUCCCACCGAGCUCAUGGCCGACAUCUCUGUCGAGUUCCUGCUCAUCGACUUCGACCGCACCACCAAGAACGCCGUAAUGGGCCGUCUGGUGCUGGGCGGUCAGAGCCCCACGCCGUCUGGUGUCACACACUGGAGGGAAGUGUGCGACAAUCCGCGGCGGCAGAUCGCCAAGUGGCACAACCUGUCUGAGUUCUAACCUCAGCGUCCUUCUGUCCCUUCACCGUAAACCUAGAAACCUGUCUGUUUCCCUUCGCUCCUGUAGGUGUAUCCCAACCUGAAUACGCGUGUGUGUGUGUGCGUGUGUGUGUGCGUGUGUGUGCGUGCGCGUGUCCUGGCUUGGACGCUGCAUUUACACAAAGUACGAUUUUACUUGAGCGACUCCUGCGCUUCAUUCAGACGGAGGCCCUAUUUUUCCUCUGAACUCUUGUCUCCUAUUUGUUAGACCUGAGGACCGCCGGCUCACACGUUUUGGACAAUUAAAGAAAAACGCAGACUAACCCCACCUACCUGACACAAUAGUCCUGUUCGCACCGUAACCUGCGAUCAGACGCCAUUCGGAAUAAAUCCUACCAUCUAAAAGCGUAACAUUAGCACACAGCCUUCUUUGGUGAGGAUUUCGAAUAAUCUUUAAAAAGAAAAGUCUGUUCCUGACUGUAUUCGCUUACCGAGGAGGAGGAAGAAGACGAGGAAGAAGCUACACUUUUUAGGAGUGUGUUCGAGAUCGACACAAAGUCUCAAGACUGUCCACGGCUUUAUUUCGUUCUUUAGCUGAUAAGAAACCUUUAAGUCACUGUUAUAAUGAUGAAAAGAUCUGUAAGCAGGAGUCUGACUCUGGUUUAUUAAUGUUUAUGUUUUUUUCUUUUCUUUUCUGUUUUUUUUUCUUUUCUUCUUCGCCUUAAAUCCUGAUGAGAGUUUUAUUGUUUAUUUUUGAACAAUUCCUUCACUGACACCAUGGCAACAAUGAGGUUGUAAAUAAUCCUUGUGAAUAAUUCACAACCGAUGAUGAAGCUCCAUUAAAUCAAAAGAUCGAUCGUGGCCGAAACACAUAGUGGGCGUGGCUUCUAGAGGAGAUUUAAACACAGUACGACUUUAGGGCCUUUUUACACCCGGUCACUUCGUGUGUUGUCUCUGAUCCGAUAGCUUUCUGAUUUGUUAAAUCUGUUCCGUUUACAUUAGGCCACAUAAAUGCGUCUCGGCGAUUCGGAUAUCGAUCCGAUCUUUCUACUCCCGCCCAAAAUGCAAAUAUAUUUGACCUCAUUUCCGGGGUAAUUGAAACGGAACAUGCUUUGGUGUAUGCGGUUUUCAGAACGAAAUCAAAAAGAAGACGUAAAAACUUGUUAUGACGGUUAUGCUACAAAAAACAGCAUUUGUUUCUGGCGUGAUGCACGACUCGUGAGUCACCUGCGAGUGACGUCCUUCUGUUUGGGAGGAGUUUAGCGCUGACGUAUGUGUCUUGAACAACCACAUUCAUUUACACCUGUCCAGUUUCAUCUGAAACGCGUCCCAGACCACCUCCUGAAGGGGUUUGUACCAUCGGAUUUAUAUCCGUCUGGAAAACGUUUCGGGGGGCAUUUAGACCUGGUCUUUUUACCAUCGGAUAGCUAUCUGAUCACAGAAAACACAUGAAGUGACCAGGUGUAAAAAGCCCCUUAGAGUCAAAGCUAAACUUGAACUUAAUGCGCACGUCAAGCACCGCACUCUUUACAGAAAGACGUUAGCACAAUGUAAAAGAGUGUGUGUGUGUGUGUCUGUGUGUGUGUGAGGUACAUGAGGUACAGUAGAGCGAGGUAGAACCAAACCUCUUCAGUCUCUGUUGAUCACAGAGUCAUCCUAUGCUCAUUUAUAUCAAUAUGGCUUUAUUUUCAGAUCAUGGAUGGAGUGGUUUAAUGUUUAACAUGUUUGCAUUGACUCCUUUCUGUAUUUUUAGAUGUUUUGGGUAGAAACGCUAAUCAAGGCAGCCGCGUAAAAGUGACCUGAAAGCCUGCUCACUUUGAUAAGACUAAAUAAACCUUGAUUCCUAUGUGACUAACUGGCCCGACCCUUUGCCGUGCAGGAGGACUAAGUGUGUGUGGGUCUAAUUUGCAUGCUCAUGAAUAUUUAUGGUUCCUGACAUUUUUUUAAUGACAGUAAAGGUGUACAGAUGUUCCCAGGCCAUUGUAGUCGUUCCUUGGCCAUUUAAUAAUCUGCACAUCUUCACUGACACAUGAAUACGGAUCAAUAUAAAAGAUAUUAAAGAGUUAAAAAGAAUUUCUAGUCUGAGAGAAAAACAUGUAAAAGUGUGCAAUCUUUUCCAGUUAGUCUUGUUGUACAUAGAUGGGUUUUAUCCUCCGAAGUUCAUUUCUCUUUUCUCUGUAGUCCGCAUUCAUAGCGACCCCGUGUGUAUUUUUAAACGAACGCGUUGCUUCUUUGCCUGCGUUUCCUCUUCUAACAAAUGAUGUACAGAGUGUAUGAUAAGAAGCUCUCGCUUUUCUCUAAGCUAAAGGCAUCGUUCUUAUCUUCCAGACGCUGAAUAUCUCUCUAGGCUCAACUGAAAGUCGUUUUAUUAGGGUUUAAUGCACAGAUGAAGCCCUUCCUGGAUGAAAAAGAAGAAAAAAGUAAAAAAUAUGCAGAUAAUUGCACUUUAGGUUUAGGAUUUUUUUUUGUAAUUGUAGAAAAGAAAAGACUAUAUAUAAAUAUAUAAAUAUAUAUAAAGAACCAAAUAGCUGUGAUGAUCAAAUUGAUGUCCCGUGCGAAAGAAAUCAAGAGAAUAAUAUAAAGUUAGACUGCAUUUAAUAUAAUGCUCAAAAACUCAUCCAGGGCUCUGAUUGGUGGAAAAGUUAGAGGAAGUUGAUCAUUUUGCUGUAACGUCGUUCACGUCCUGGACUCUUGUUACUACGGCAACUUGUACGGCAACAUAAACACAUUAUUUCGUAGUUUUUAUCCGUUUUUAGUUACAUCCAGCUGCAACAAAAGCAUUGUUUCAUCUCCACAACACUGUCUGAUGUUAGAGAGAAACCAAAAAGGAAAUAAAAUCCUUCGGUACGAACAGUUAAACUUCAUCUUCUGUCGUUUCGCUCUGCUACAGUAAAACCUGAUCCUUUCUUCAUGCUUCUUUUUUAUAGCGCUCAGACUUUUGUGACAUGGGGUCAUCUGACUGUCCGAUAAACGGGGAAAGAAAUCUUUAAAUAUGAUCUUAGUAGAUCAUUUCAAUAUCACACACUCUUCUCUGGAUGACUGAAACCCUUUAGACAUAUGACCGAGUGACACACACAAACACACACACACAAACACACACACACACAAACACACACACACACACACACUUGCUUAUUUAGUCAUCGUUUCCUAGGAACAUCUCAGGUGUGUUUAGGAGCAGCACUGAACUACACCACUAAUGUUCACACCGUGAUCUGAAUUCGAAUCCAGGGUCGUUGGUCUGGAUACGGUCUCGCUCGAUUCUUGUCGAAGCCCGGGGCAUUUUCAUUCUGAAUUAUCACAAAAACACAUGCAUGGCGAACACAACUGUAUCGAAUCAAGGUAUUUUUUUUGUUUUUGUAUCAUUUUGGUGCUAUUAUGCGCAGUAAAGUGCGUCACCUCACAUACUGUGUGUCCCACAGCGUUCCCAUGACUCUCAUGUCACAGUGUGUGGAAACACAACAUGAUGUCAUGAUGUCAUCGGAUAAAACACACACACACAAAUACUUUACUUCCGGAAUGAGAGCGGAGUUGUGUUUACGUUCACGGGAAUCGCAGCACAGUUCCAGCGCAGCUGAACUCCCACCACCUCCUAAAGGAAGUCUAGGGUUUGGUCUCGCGCUGCGCUUCGUGCUCCGCUUCGUGCUCCAUGUGACAGCUUCACAUCACUAAUAUUAUAUGCGAACUGUGAUCUGUUUCAGAUUAAACUAGUAACAUCCAGUACACCGUUGUAUUAUAUCAUUUACCACAGUAUCACUGACAUUAUUAUUAUUAUUAUUAUUAUUAUUAUUAUUACAGGAUUAGGAGCUCAAUAAAAAACUAUCAAUUUCCCCUUUAAAGACUUUCUCUCCUUCCUCCUUACUCAACCUCAUCAAUGAAGAUGAAUAGAAUUGUUUCUCUUCAAGGCUAUAAAGGGUUUCAGUCGUUCGGAUCGUUUCAGACGCCUCGUAUUCGCUCUAAAAGCUUCUUCGGACCUUCGUUAACGUCGCAUAACGGUCCAUUCAAAUGAUGACGCUAGUACAGGACCCACGAUGCACUAUUACUGCUACAACAAUGAACGUUUUCUUACACACAUGUAUAUGAUGUACUUUACUCCACACACUGCAUGCAGGAAAGAAAUAAGAGGGAAAGUAAAAUCCUAAAGAUCGUAAAUAGUAAUAUAAUAUAUGCUGUAAUAUUCCGUGCUCCUCUAUCUCAUCUCUGCUUUAGUGUAGGUUGGUGUACAGUAGCCUCAAUUAUAGCAAGGUUUUGAUAAAGAAAAAUAAAAACAAAAAAAAACCAGACAAAAUUAAACAAAAUACUUGUGUCCUUUUCUCUUUUCCAUUCAAUGAACAAAGCAACCCACAUGAAGAGAAAAUAAUAAUGCAAACGAAAACUUAUACACUUUCUAUAUUUUUGCCUUUUUGUGCGUUCUUGAUUCUUGAUACAAAGUUUGUUUAUAUGUGUAUAAAUAAAUAUAAGCGGUUGUAAAGUAUCGUUUGUCUUCAUGCACUAUUCCGGCAGUAGCACUUUCUGCCUUUUUGUUUUUAUUUAUUUUUUUAUUUAUCUUUUCUUCUUGCCCUGCAACUUUCUUUCUUUUCCUCUCCAAACUCCAACCUCGAAGGUCUUUACUGUCGUGUGUUGUACAAUAAAUUAAGACGCAAAGCAAAAUUUCAUCCCGAAUUCCAAGAUGCAAAGUUUUAUGUGGAGAUUGAAAAAAACCCCAAACGCUUCUGAUGACACCUGAUGUGCAUAACGCUGUAAUAAAUCUAUGCUAAACCUGUUACACUAAUGCUGAUGUGUACUGUAUGGUGAACUGGUUAACACAAUGAACGUGCAAAUAAAAGCUAAACUGAU